AUGAAGCUUUGGGAGAGGAUUCUGAAUACUAAGAAAUUUCUUGCAGCCCCUGUUGAAGAACUUGUGCAAUACAAGAAUCUGGUGUUUACCACUGGCUUUGGCUCUGAGAGAACGCCUUAUCAGGGACCGCCUACCCCCGAGCGAGAUGCUUUGUGGGAUGAUCUGUAUCUGAAUUUUGGCAUCAGCCGAAUUCCUCGCGACUCGGCUGCCAAGUUGAUCAAUAAGACAAUUCCAAUACCCGGCGAGCGAGGACAAUAUGUGAUUGAAUUGAAUGUUUUCCAUCAACUACAUUGCUUGAACAUGAUCCGCAAAAGGCUUUAUAUCGAAGACGGCAAAUACGAUCCCAACCAUAAGCUGACUGGAAUCGAACAUCUGGAGCAUUGUUAUGAUGCUUUACGGCAGAGUCUGAUGUGCUCUGCUGACAUCACCCCACUUCCAUGGGUCUGGAGUGACAAGGCACAAGAAGCAAAGGAGGUUGCUCGAGUCACGCAUACCUGCCGUGACUUCGAUGUUUUAAGGAAUUGGGCUAGAGAACAUGCCGUGCAUCAUUUUGACAAGAAGAUACACGCGCACGAUGACCUAAACGAUCAUCAGUGA
Fusarium verticillioides 7600 is the source of this 597-nucleotide messenger RNA. RefSeq lists its product as hypothetical. Bases 1 to 597 code for a protein of 198 amino acids. Lineage: Eukaryota; Fungi; Ascomycota; Sordariomycetes; Hypocreales; Nectriaceae. The record is from RefSeq and is a predicted model, not a curated record. The transcript is spliced from 3 exons. Gene Ontology annotation, biological process: mycotoxin biosynthetic process.